AAAAGUGCUUACAUUUCAACAUAGAUAAUCCUUCUUAUUUGCUUGACUAUACCAACUCCAGCAUUUCAUCACUAAACCACUACCACAUCAUCAUUCCAUAUUCCUUUAUAUAUAAACCUAUACAGUCAAGUCAAUAAUCAAAUCAAUCAUACCUAUCUAAUUAACUUUGAUCAUUUUUCAUCUCUUGUGACUCUUAUUUGUUAUUAACAUUCCAUAUUCAGCAUUUAGAAAACAUGGGUGUACUUGAAAUCAUUAUAAAGGUAUCUUUUAUGGCUAUGUUCAUCAAAUUGGCCAUGGCUACAAAUCACAUUGUUGGAGGACCAAAUGGUGGGUGGGAUACUAGCACAGACCUUCAAACAUGGGCAUCAUCCCAACAAUUUGCAGUUGGAAACAAUCUCACUUUUCAGUAUUCACCAAACCAUAAUGUGGUUGAAGUUACAAAAGCAGAUUAUGACUCAUGCCAACAAACUAAUCCAAUUCAAUCUUACAAUGAUGGUGCCACAACCAUCACUCUCACAUCACCAGUGAAAAGAUACUUCAUUUGUGGAACUAUAGGACAUUGCAGCCAAGGAAUGAAGCUUGAAAUAGACACACUAGCCAUUCAAAUUUCUCCUGCAGCAUCUCCUUCACUACCAGAUUCUCCAAUGACUUCCAUCACUCCUUCUUCAGCUCCAGAAGAAUCUACUUCUUCAGCUCCAGAAGAAUCCACUUCUUCACCUGCAGAAUCUCCUGAAGCACAAAGUCCAUUGUUUGAAACAAAUGUGGAAAGUCCUUCAUUCUCUCCACUCAUUCCUUCCACUGAAUUUACAGCUCCUGUCUCUCCUCUAGCACAACAUUCACAGGACACAUCGGCUUCAUCGACCGAGAAGGAAUAUCUACAAGCCUCUAUUUCAAUAUUGUUGUGUUUUGUAGUGGUGUUUAUGGCCUUCUAAGGAUGAGAAAAAACUCAGUCAAAUCAAACAUUGCUAUUGAGUCUAUUUGGUGUGAAAAUUUGUUUUUGGUGUGUCUUUCUUAGUUACUGUUGUGUGAUAAGCUUCGGUGAUUUGAUAUUA
Molecule: messenger RNA, 1052 nt
Organism: Cicer arietinum (chickpea)
Lineage: Eukaryota; Viridiplantae; Streptophyta; Magnoliopsida; Fabales; Fabaceae
Product: uclacyanin 1
Cellular component (GO): plasma membrane
Molecular function (GO): electron transfer activity
Source: RefSeq, a predicted model, not a curated record